GCGGAGAGCUGUCCGAUCGAGUCAAACUCAGAGCACAACGAUUAUAAAACGUUUUUGAUAAGACUUCAGAUAAAAAGUAGAAACUACAGGUAAUAUUUGUCAGCGAAUGUAGAUCAUAUUAUAUUUAACCAAAAAUAAAUAAUCGAACACGAAUCCAGCACUCGACUCGAGCAGCAGAAUAACUUUUGGAAUGCUGAGUGACUGAACAGCUAGCUGAAUACGUGCAGUUGUCAUCAUGGCCCUGAAUCAGUUUAUGCACCCAAGGAAUCGCUAUAGAAACAACAAGCCGGAUUUUGCCAAGCUUGCUCAGGACUACCCAGAAUUCAAACAGCACCUGUCAACGACCCUCGCAGGGAACGUCUCUCUUGACUUUCGCGAUCCUGAGGCUCUUAGGGCGUUAACAUGCACCUUGUUAAAAGAGGAUUUUGGGAUUGAUCUUGAGAUCCCCAUGGAUCGGAUUAUCCCCACUGUACCACUGAGAUUAAACUAUAUCCUAUGGAUUGAGGAUUUGUUGAAGCAGAGCGGCCAUGAUAGAUUAGAAGAAAUCUGUGGCAUUGAUGUUGGUUGUGGUACGUCUUGUAUCUACCCUUUGUUAGGAGCUAAGGUCAAUGGUUGGCACUUCACUGCAUCAGAGGUUGAUUCCACAUCUACUGGUUAUGCAAUGCUCAAUGUCAACAAAAACAAAUUACAAGACAAAAUACAAGUUCUGGAGGUGAGCCCGGAUGUCAUGCUUUGUGGAAUCUUCAAGAUGGCCCCAAGACCUCUGUAUCACUUCACAAUGUGCAACCCCCCAUUCUUUGGUAACAUUAUGGAGGCCCAGGGCAUUAUGACAUCUCGUAAUGUUAGUCGGAGAGAGCCAUCUUCAGUCAGUACAGCAGCUGAGUGUGAGAUGGUUUGGGAGGAAGGUGGAGAAGUCGACUUCAUCAGUCGGAUGAUCACUGAUAGUUUACAGCUCAGAGAACAAGUUGUGUGGUACACAUCAAUGAUCGGGAAGAAAGCGAGUUUAGGACCUCUCAAGCAAGAACUGGCUAAACACAAGAUUCGUAAUGUGACAACGACAGAGUUUUGCCAGGGCAGGACAAUGCGUUGGGGCAUUGCUUGGACAUUCCAUGAUGACAUUGAACCCCUGGUUCAUAUGUCACCGGUCAAGAAGUUCAAGCGAGAUAAAGAGCGCCCUCCAUUGGUCAUUACAGUACCAGAGCAAUACGUACAGAAUGCUCUACAACAGCAAGAGGUCAGCUCGGGGUCAAAGGUUAAACCAGGAGGAACCAAGGAUCAGCAGAGGGUCAAAGCUGUCGCAAAAGCAGUUGAGAAACUCCUGGGAAAUCUAGAGAUUGAACUUAAAUCUAAACCUGGUAUCAAGCUGUCUUCAAGAUACACCCUAACUGCUGUUAAGAACACAUGGUCCAACCAACGCAGGAAAAGACGCCAAAAACUCAAAAGGCGUCUCAUGUUAGAGGGAGCUACACUGAGUGAACCAGCAGACAGAAAUCCUGGCAUGGGAGAAAAAAUGACGCCAAGUAUCCUGACAAGUGACAAGUCAAAAAGUGUCAUGGCAAAUUCUGUCCUGCUCCAGAGAACGAAACCCUUAUCUGAAGAAUGUGGAUUGACACACACGAUAGGAGAGGUGGAAACAAACAAUGGUCCAGAACAUUCCCCAAGGAAGGAAUCUUGUGAGAUGCCAGGCAUUGCAGCCUCUUGCUCAGAAACAAUCCUCAGUGAAACCGAUGUUAGAACUUUGGAAGUGAAACAAGUCGCUGGUGGUGGUUGUCAAGAAACGGCAAAGCUACUCGAUAAAAAAGACAGUUUAUCACAUUCUGUAACAAAUGAGUCUAAUGCUACAAAUGUUACGCUAAAGAGUGUGGAUACAUUACAAGGAGUUAAACCCGUACCUGUAACAGGGUCUAGCAACUUGGAUAUCUCGUCCCCGGGAGGUGAAAAUGCGAAGGGUACGGUUGCACUGCUCAGCUCAUCCGAGGGCAGCAGUCAGGAAGCGGGGUUCGUUUUCAAGUGUUUGCUGUCAAUCCGAUUGGCUGAUGGGAGCGUUGUCGUAGAGAUGAGUUGGACAGAGGGAAAGACGCGGGAGUCCAUGCACCAGGUUGGGCAGUACAUGAAGAACCAGUUUAACAAGAUCUAAAUGGACAACUGAAAAAUGUCACUUCAUAAAGGGAGUGAUUUGGGGAAAUGUCUGAACGACAAGUCAGUAGUUAUGCCAAAGCACUUGGAUAAGUUUGUCAAAUAAAUGCAUAGUGCACACUGGUAAAACAGUGAUACAUGUAACUCUCAAUGAUGGUGGUGCUUGGGCAGAGCUAAUUACAUGUUAGUUUUGAAAUGUUUCAUUACGGGUCAUCAUAAAUAUCUGAAACAAAUUUAUUUUAACCACUUCAUGGUAGUUAACAAAUAUCUAUACCAUGCCCUUGCAAAGUAUUUUUUCUGGAACCUCUGAAGUUUUUUUCUUCUUCAAACCAUGUAAGUUUAAUGUAAAUCUGUGGACAUUUUGAAAAAGUAUUUGAAUCCAUGAAAAUCUAUUUUGUUUAAUGUGGUUUUGUAUAUCAAAUCUAUUGAAGGAGAACUAUGCAUGUACAUAAACUUGGUCACUUACAUAUGCUUUUUACCUUCUGCCAAUUUAAUCCAAUUAAACUCAUUCUUCUAAGCUCUUAUAUCCAUCAGAAUCUCUCAGCAUGUGAGAACUCUACCAAAUAUUCUGCGAGAGACCUUCUGCAUUAACUUUAUCCCACUGCCAUUUUACAUGUUUUAUGAUAAGUAUACAGGCACACCCAUGUAGGCAAGGUAAGAUGACCAAAUGAGUCAGUGUGCAGUUCAUUAAAACCAGACAAUACAUGUACUGAGUAUUGACCCUGGAGGAAUUGUGAAGUUAAAGGAGUCAUUUGCAUUUGUGUAUUGGAGAGAAUAUUUGUAUUAGUUGAAAGAUGGAGUGUUCCAUUGAACUUGGCAUGGAUUCGCAGCAUUUAAAUAAAGACACUGGACACUAUUGGUAAUUGUCAAAGACAAGUCUUCUCAACAUAUGCAUAACAU
Messenger RNA from Asterias rubens (European starfish), 3036 nucleotides. Its product is annotated as RNA N6-adenosine-methyltransferase mettl16-like. The transcript has 8 exons. Gene Ontology annotation, cellular component: nucleus. Gene Ontology annotation, biological process: rRNA base methylation. Lineage: Eukaryota; Metazoa; Echinodermata; Asteroidea; Forcipulatida; Asteriidae. The record is from RefSeq and is a predicted model, not a curated record. Gene Ontology annotation, molecular function: 23S rRNA (adenine(1618)-N(6))-methyltransferase activity. Bases 236 to 2137 code for a protein of 633 amino acids.